Penicilliopsis zonata CBS 506.65 is the source of this 499-nucleotide messenger RNA. RefSeq lists its product as hypothetical. The record is from RefSeq and is a predicted model, not a curated record. NCBI's taxonomy places the organism in Eukaryota, Fungi, Ascomycota, Eurotiomycetes, Eurotiales, Aspergillaceae. The transcript has a single exon. Bases 228 to 455 code for a protein of 75 amino acids.
UGAUCUCUUCUAGACUAUCUUCUCCCUUGUCUCUUCUCCUUUUUCUUUUCUUCCCUUUCAGCUUUUCCAAAUCCCGCCUUUCUCUUGGUCGAAUGAUGUUCUCGCUGUUCGGGCUAGCUCGUUUGCUCCGCAUCUAGUCCUUGCUUAUUUCUUGUCUGGCAUUUCGAAAAGUUUCUUGUCUCGCUUUUUAACGUAACCGCUUCGCUCUCCUCUUUUUUUCCUCCUUCAUGUCCGUGUCCGUUCUCUCUCUCUCUCACCUUGUUUCUCUUUCCUUCUUAUGCCCCCUCCACGCGGAAAUGUUUAUGAUACGCCCUGAUCGAUGCCCCGGAUAUGCUUCUUUUCCAGGGCCGCUUCCUGCUCUCGGCAUAAUUCACUGUCACAUAUCCCCUUUGAAAAACUGUCCUAGCUUUUCUCGUGUGGGAAAAUUUGAGAAAUUCGGGGAGUGCGGGAGUUGAGUUCCUCCUUGUCAUUUCUUCUUGUUCUCUUCUCACAGAAGUCC